Raphanus sativus (radish) is the source of this 1731-nucleotide messenger RNA. RefSeq names its product BRASSINOSTEROID INSENSITIVE 1-associated receptor kinase 1-like. Gene Ontology annotation, biological process: protein phosphorylation. The transcript has 7 exons. The record is from RefSeq and is a predicted model, not a curated record. The annotation marks the transcript as partial. Gene Ontology annotation, molecular function: protein kinase activity; ATP binding; protein binding. Lineage: Eukaryota; Viridiplantae; Streptophyta; Magnoliopsida; Brassicales; Brassicaceae.
GGAGCUUUAUAGCAAUAACAUUACGGGCCAAUCCCAGAGCAGCUGGUAAUUUGACGGAAUUGGUGAGCUUGGAUCUUUACUUGAACAAUCUCAGCGGUCCCAUCCCAUCAUCUCUCGGCAGACUAAAGAAACUACGUUUCUUGCGUCUUAAUAACAAUAGCUUAUCUGGAGAGAUUCCUAGGUCUUUGACUGCUGUCUCGUCUCUCCAAGUUCUGGAUCUCUCAAACAAUCCUCUCACUGGAGAUAUUCCUGUUAAUGGUUCCUUUUCACUUUUCACACCUAUCAGUUUUGCCAACACCAAAUUGACUCCCCUUCCUGCAUCUCCGCCGCCUCCCCUCUCUCCUACACCGCCGUCACCUGGAGGGAGUAAUAGAAUUACUGGAGCAAUUGCUGGAGGAGUUGCCGCAGGUGCUGCACUUCUAUUCGCUGUUCCUGCCAUUGCACUUGCUUUGUGGCGAAGGAAAAAACCACAGGAACACUUCUUUGAUGUACCAGCGGAAGAGGACCCAGAGGUUCAUUUAGGACAGCUCAAGAGGUUUUCAUUACGUGAACUACAAGUUGCUUCGGAUAACUUUAGCAACAAGAACAUAUUGGGUAGAGGUGGUUUCGGUAAAGUUUAUAAAGGACGGUUAGCUGAUGGUACUUUAGUGGCGGUUAAAAGACUGAAAGAGGAACGCACCCAAGGUGGUGAACUGCAGUUCCAGACCGAAGUUGAGAUGAUCAGUAUGGCGGUUCAUAGAAACCUGCUUCGGCUUCGUGGCUUUUGCAUGACUCCCACAGAGAGAUUGCUUGUGUAUCCCUACAUGGCUAAUGGAAGUGUUGCCUCCUGUUUAAGAGAACGUCCGGAGUCACAGCCACCACUUGAUUGGCCAAAGAGACAGGGUAUUGCGUUGGGAUCAGCAAGGGGGCUUGCGUAUUUACAUGACCAUUGCGACCCAAAGAUCAUUCAUCGAGAUGUGAAAGCUGCAAAUAUAUUACUGGACGAAGACUUUGAAGCCGUGGUUGGAGAUUUUGGGCUGGCAAAGCUCAUGGACUACAAAGACACACAUGUGACAACUGCAGUGCGUGGUACGAUCGGUCAUAUAGCCCCUGAGUACCUCUCUACGGGAAAAUCGUCUGAGAAAACCGAUGUGUUUGGUUAUGGAGUCAUGCUUCUUGAGCUUAUUACUGGACAAAGGGCUUUUGAUCUUGCUCGCCUUGCCAAUGACGAUGAUGUCAUGUUACUAGACUGGGUGAAAGGGUUGUUGAAAGAGAAGAAACUGGAAGCGCUAGUAGAUGUUGAUCUUCAGGGUAACUACAUAGACGAGGAAGUGGAGAAGCUAAUCCAAGUGGCUCUGCUCUGCACACAGAGUUCACCGAUGGAAAGACCCAAAAUGUCUGAAGUCGUGAGAAUGCUUGAAGGAGAUGGUUUAGCUGAGAGAUGGGAAGAGUGGCAAAAGGAGGAAAUGUUCAGACAAGAUUUCAACUACCAAAACUAUAACCAACCGAACACUGGUUGGCUUAUAGGUGAUUCUACUUCCCACAUUGAAAAUGAAUACCCCUCUGGUCCAAGAUAAUAAGAUUCGUUACACUGAAUGCUUUCUCUUGUCUUUAUUUUUUUUUACUUCUUUUGUAUUUAUUGAGGGUUUUAGUUUCUGCUGCUCCAUGUUGUGGUUUCUUAAGUUGGUACAGGCAGGAGGAUUCAGAUUGGGUUUGUAAUCUUUAUAUGAAAGAGAUUUGAAUGUUGUUGAA